Molecule: messenger RNA, 890 nt
Organism: Stegodyphus dumicola
Lineage: Eukaryota; Metazoa; Arthropoda; Arachnida; Araneae; Eresidae
Gene: Coa7
Product: Cytochrome c oxidase assembly factor 7
Cellular component (GO): mitochondrial intermembrane space
Molecular function (GO): protein binding
Source: RefSeq, a predicted model, not a curated record
UGUCGUGCAGAAAGGUUUAAUUAUAAAGUGCAACAAAUUAUUAAAAAUAUGGCAAAUGAGUUUAAAAGUGAAGAAGAAUUAAAACAGUAUCUUGAAAAUUUGGGUACUGAAUAUCGAUUUUCUUGCUUCAAAGAAAAGAACUUAGAAGGUUGCCAUUUGCUGGGAGAUUAUUUGGAAGCAAUUCAGAAAGAUUUUGAAGGAGCUUCAAAAGUUUAUAAAUCAAAUUGUGAUGAAAGAAAUUACGCUAGAAGCUGUUUUAAAUAUGGUAACUAUUGUUACCUAGGAAAAGGUAUUGAAAAAGAUAUUUUGGGUGCUUUCAACUACUAUAAAAAGGCUUGUAGUCUUGAUAGUGCAGACGCAUGUUUACAUUGUGGCGUGAUGUUAACAACUAAAGAUAAAAGUGCAAAAGAUAUUAUCACAAGAGACUAUGUUGAAGGCCUAAAAUAUUUAGAAAAAUCUUGUGCUGGAGGAAAUGCUACAGCUUGUUAUUUUGCUAGUAGUCUGUACAUAACAGGUGCUGAAGGUAUUCUAAAAAACAGAACUAAAGCCUCAGAAUUAUCUCGACUUGCCUGUGAAGGUAGAAAUGUUUAUGCAUGUAUGAAUCUUAGUCAAAUGUACAAAGAAGGAGAUGGGGUUGAAAAGGAUGAAGAAAAAGCAAAUCUUUAUAAAGAACGUGCUCGAGAAAUAAGAGGAGACUUGAAAAAGAAACAUUCUCUAGGUCUUCAACAAUUUACUUAGUUUAAAGAAAAAUUUUUAGUUAUGAUAAACAUUUAAUACUAUUUAGAUACUACUUGAAGAAUUUUGAUCUUAUGUAUGAAAUGUCCAUAGAAAUGAAGUUAAAUGGAAAAUCAUUGAAAAUUAAACAAAAUAAAAAAAGCAUUCUUACUGAA